AUGGCUGGUUCUCAAAUCCAAAAAUUGGCCUUUCUGGCCGGGAUCCUACUGAUCCUGGUGAACUUGGGCAGUUCCGCUUUACAUCGCAUACCCGUUCAGAGAUCGCCGAGCUUCAAGCGCAGUCACAAAAUGAUUGUAGCCGAGCGGGAUUUUAUUCAGCAGAAAUACACGCGUCAAUAUACCGCCAACGGUUAUCCCGUGGAGCAGCUAUCGAAUUUCGAUAACUUCCAGUAUUACGGAAAUAUCAGUAUCGGAACCCCGCCGCAGUACUUCCUGGUGCAGUUCGACACGGGAUCCUCGAAUCUCUGGGUUCCGAGCAGCAGUUGCCUCAGCGAGGCGUGCCAGGAUCAUCAGACCUACUAUGGCAGUGAGUCUAGUACGCAUGUGGCGAAUGGAACGGCAUUCUCGAUAACCUACGGUACCGGCAGUGUUACCGGUUAUCUAUCGAUGGAUUAUGUAGGCUUCGCCGGGCUGAUUGCGAAGAAUCAGACAUUCGGUGAGGUGACCACCGAGGUGGGUACGAAUUUCGUGGACGCCUACUUCGAUGGAAUUCUGGGCAUGGGCUUCCCCAGUCUGGCCGUGGAUGGUGUAACGCCCACGUUCCAGAAUAUGGUCAAUCAGGGCGUUGUUCAGAGCCCCGUCUUCUCGUUCUUCCUGCGCGACAAUGGUAGUGUGGUCAACUACGGCGGUGAGCUCAUUUUGGGCGGUUCGGAUCCCUCACUCUAUAGAGGUGGCCUCACCUAUGUGGAUGUCAUCCAGGCGGCCUACUGGAAAUUCCAAACGGAUUUCAUUAAGAUCGGUAGUACGCUCAUUAGUACCUUUGAUGCGGCAAUUGCGGAUACUGGAACCUCUUUGAUCGUCGCUCCCGUGGCGGAAUAUACCCAGAUUGCCCAGCUAUUCGGUGCCGAUUCCGAGGGUACCUUCCAAUGCACGAGUUUGGAUUCCUAUCCGGAUCUGGUGAUCACCAUCAAUGGCGUGGACUUUAGGAUCCAGGCCAAGUACUAUAUCAUCCAGGAGAACUACCUCUGCUCGCUGGCCAUUCAAUCGAUUUCGGGCCAGGACUUUUGGAUCAUGGGCGAUGUGUUCUUGGGUCGCUUCUACACCGAAUUCGAUGUGGGCAAUCAAAGAUUGGGCUUUGCUCCGGUAAAUUCGGCCAUUUCUGCGAGGCAAUUGGCUCUCUGGCAGAUCUUCACCUUGGCACUCGCUUGUGGAGUGUGGAAAUUGUGGUAUUGAAACGAUUGUUGGGUUUCCAAAAUGUUGCCGAAAAGUAUUUUCCUAAAAUUAGAAAAAAAAACAUUGAAUAAGUGAGAUAUUUAACAUAGUUACAAAUUUUUUUUUCGGGAUCUCCAUCCCUAGACUUAAGAUCUUUUCAAUGUACAAACGAAAAUUGAAAUAAAAUCGAUAUCGAAGCAAAA
Messenger RNA from Drosophila takahashii, 1415 nucleotides. RefSeq names its product Pepsinogen C-like (gene Pgcl). Gene Ontology annotation, cellular component: lysosome. The record is from RefSeq and is a predicted model, not a curated record. NCBI's taxonomy places the organism in Eukaryota, Metazoa, Arthropoda, Insecta, Diptera, Drosophilidae. Gene Ontology annotation, molecular function: aspartic-type endopeptidase activity. Gene Ontology annotation, biological process: proteolysis; cell death.